CUCUGCCCGACCUAAAGUCUCUGGAACACCGUGUAUCUCAUCCUGGAACAGUUAAGUGUACUCGCAGAAAACAAUAGCUUGACUGUUUUCCUGACAGUAUGCAUGGCUACAACCUCCAGCUAAAUUUGCUUCUCUGUACAAUUCAAACCGUAGCCUCUUUUAUCCAGCUGGAGCCCAUGGUGGUUACUGUGUUGCGGGAUAGUGCCGUACACUUUAACUGCAGCACUAAUGAAUCCUGGGAUGUCAUGACGUGGCUGUUGGAUGGAAGAACAAUUCUCACCAUCUCAGUACAUCAUGGUCCUCUGGGCAGUGAUGAGAUUGUGUCUACGUUAAAUCACUCCACGUCAGCUCUCUCAGUGUGGGAGUUAAUCCUGAUGAAUGCCCCAUUUAAACCUAAAGCGCAGGAGGUCAGAUGUGAGUUCCUGCCCACGAAAUCCAGCAGACCCUCUUCGACCCUGUUUGUACAAGAAAACGGAAAUGUCAGCAUAUUAGAGGGUGACCUGUCGGCUCAAGAGGGGACACUUGUGAUGUUUCAUUGCCAGGCGAUGGGCUGGUAUCCGAGCCCUACAGUAUCCUGGGCCAUGAGCUACAUCGCUGUGGACAGAAGUGACUUUAACACCAGUGAUCUUCAGGACCCCGACGGCCUGUUUAACUCCAUCAGUGUACUUCAGAUAAAAGCAGAAAUGAGCACCACAGUCGAAUGUCAGGUGUCUGCUGCUCCAGCACAUCAAACCAGCAGCAUCAAACUGACUGUAGUGCAGCCCGAAACUACACAGGACUAUAUGGCUGUGAUUGCAGUAACAGUGAUAGUGUGUACGGUCGUUCUGCUGGUCGCCCUCGUCCUGAUCCUAUACUACAAACGAAAACUUACAAAAACCGCUUUAAAAAAUACAUUCAGCUCUUCCUCUCCAUGGACUGUCAACUUGGAUGGGAUAGAAACAUCUGUUGCUGGGGAAACCAGAGGCAAGAUUAACAGAGGAUACCAUGCUGAAGAUGCAACAGGUUCAGGACACAGUGACCUUUCCAACAGAGCUGACAGCAUGACAAACAUCACUAGCCCUCCACGGCACACCUCUCAGAAUCAAACACAAGGGGGAUCAAACCUGUACAGUAAGGAAGUGAAGACCGUCCGCCGGGUCACCACCGUUUGACGUCAUUGGUCCCAUCGUGAGAAGCGCUGUUUACAUAGUUUGUCCCGGAGCUGUUUUUUGGGGAUAGUUUUCCGUUAUAUGAGAUAAAGCAUGAAAUCAAACUGACCUUUUAGUUACUUCAAGGAGGUCACAUCUGCCGAAGAUCUUGUUGUCAUCCGUGCACUAAAACUCUGAUCUGUGUUUACACUGUUCAUGGCUUGGAUUUUGAAGGAGACCCAACGGGGAUGAAUUCAUGUACAGACAUUCACAUAUUAACACCACAUUGUAUGUAGAAUUUUGUCUAAUCAUUUUGUGUAAUACUUUUAGAUGUAACUUUCUUUCUUAGUCCUUUUUAUGUAUUUUCUAUUUUCUAUUUGGUAUUUAUUUUUAUUUUGAGCGCUUUGAUCAGUUCCAGUUUAGUGAACGGUUUAAAAAAUUGCUAACACAGAAUAUCUUUUAAGGAGUAGUUCACUUCAAAAUUAACUUUCCCUAGUAGAAAUAAAAUGAGUAUGGAAAGUGAACGGGGACAAAUUUUGAAGUGUACUACUCCUUUAAAAGUCUUAUAAUCUUUAAAAUCUAAGAAAUUUGGGGAUUAUUUACUGUUGAACAUUCACACAAUUCUAUGUUUUUAUUCCUUAUACUUGUAAUAGUCGACGAUGAGCAGAAUCAUGACAUAUCUAUGAAGAUCAAAUGUGAGUUUGUCCUGAUAUAACACGUGUCCAUAAUGUUGAACUCGGACGGCAGGUGAUGAAUAAGUUAGGCUCUCCCUCAGUAGGUCGCUCAAAGCUGUUGUGAUAUGAGAGGGUGAUAACAUGACGCUGUUGUUUCUGUUUGGGUCUCCAGACCAGUGUUAUCUUUCCUAGACCUGCUUGUGUUACUGAGGUUUUCAUUUGCCAUUCACAAGAGGUGGACCGGUGAUCGAGGUCAGGCAGACUUCUCCGGGGUAAUUUACAGGGCGCAGUGUUUGUCUCUCAGAGACAGAGUGUGUGAUGCUGAAAGUGAAUUAUGUUUUUUGUUUAGGAGCACAACAACAUAUUUACACGUUUCGGCAGGCACUUUUAUUCAAAGCUACUUAGAGAGCAUUGACAUUUAUUUUUAUAUCAGUGCAUCAAUGCAUUUCCUGAAUUCAGGUGCUUCACGUUGCCAUAGAAGAACCUUUUUUGUCUAAAUGGUUUCAUAAAGAAACGUCAACACCCAGAUAACCUUUCUGUUUCAUUAAAGGUUCCUUGUGGUGAAAAAAUCAUUAAAAAAAGGUAAGAAAGAGAUAGUUCUUUAAAGAACCUCUGACUAAAUGGUUCUUUGCGAAACCCAAAAUUUUAAGCACCUUUAUUUUUAAGAGUGUACAAACUAAGCAGCAGGAAUGGUCUUAAAGGGACAGUUCACCCCCAAAUAAAAUUUGGUCAUCAUUUAUUCACCCUCAUGUCAUUCAAAACCUUUCUAUGACUCUUUCUUCUGUGGAGCUCAAAAGGAGAUAUUUUGAGAAAGGUUUCAUGGUUUUGUGUUCAUACAACGGAAGUCUAUGUGAAUUAACACGGUUUGGUUACUGACAUUCUUCCAAAUAUCUUAUUUUCUUCCAGAACAGAAAAAUCAGAAAUCACACUGCUUUGGAAUGACACGAGGGGGGAAAAAUGUAAUUUAUUUUGGGGUAAACUACCCCUUAUGCUUGGGCCACACCAAAAGAUAAUCGGGCAGAUUUCUCCCCUACCGACAGUCCUAGGUGAAGUCCUGAUGAUCUUAAACAGCUCUAAAGAUGAUCUUAUCAGAUUUCCCUGUGGUGUGAUGUGUGUUAAGAGUGAAUGUACCUGAUCGGAAGAACAUCAGUGCCGCCCCGAUCGCUAAUCUUAAAACAUGUUGAAUAUAUACGAUCAGAAAUCCUGAUGUGAAGACAUAAAGACAACAAUAUUUGAGUUGCAACAAAAUUAUAUCUAGAGCUGUUCCACCUUAAAUGCUUCAGACGACGCUGCUUGAGCAAUUUCUCUACGAUGAAUAAUAUGACAUAAAAUGUUAUAGAGACACAUUUGUUAAUAUUUAACACAUAUAUAACAAACAAAGCUUACAUUGAAAUAAUAAAGAACUUAUUCUGAGAUUUCCUGUGUUCACAGUCAGGACUCUGUUUGAAAAUCUGUUGGUGUGUGGCGUGCUUUCCUUGUCGCAUCACAGCGCACCACACAUCAUAGGAGAAAAAUGAUUAACUCUAGGAUGUCUCUCCCCAUUAAAGACUCUUAUAUGAGUUCAAAAAAUCUUCUGGUGUGGCCCCAGCAUUAAAUUCAAAUUCUUCAAAACCAAACUCGUUCAAAUAAAGUUGCUCCACUCUUAACACUGUGUAAUUGACCCUGAAGAAAUGAAACCUAUUAGAAUCACUCAAAGCACUUUGAAACAAUUGAAGUCUACUUUUGACACAAUUGCGAUUCGCUGCAACGCUGAUCAAUAAGUUAGUAUGUCUUUGUGAUUGAAAUGUAAUCCUCACUAGUGCAUCCAGGUUCUUUAAGAGCUUCCACAGUCAGUUAAGUGACACUGUAUUAAGUGACUGGCUAUUAGGGAAUUGGAGAUAGAGGUAGUUGACAUGGUGGUGCUGUUAGCAUAAUUAAGACCCAUUUAAAUGUAUAUCACUUAAAACUGAUGAGGUAAGAGGGAUUAAAGGUCCCGGGUUCCCUGCCUUGUCCUGUGUCAGCUGGAAUCGGCUUCAUCACUUGAUGAAGCCGAUUCCAGAGAAUGAAUGGAUGGCAGAUUACUUAGCUUGUAACUUUAGAAAUAACGGUAAUAAUAUUAUAAAAAUGUGCAAAGGCAGCACCAAAAUAACGCUUGUUUUUACACAGAUGUCCCGAAUGCUCUUCCCAUCUGUUUGUCUUAAACCAUCUUAAAAUGUGAGUAAAUGUUGGCUGAAAAUCUUUUUAGACAAAUGAUAAAUGUCUUGUGACACAGGGCUACAGGCCUUAACACUUUUGGGAAAAUCAACGUACUUCACUUUAAACUGCAAUUUGAGAAAGUGUUUUAUUUAUAUUUAUUAUGGGUCAACUUAAAUCGUCUUCUGAAAAGUAUUCUGAGUCUUGUUAGUAAAAAAUAAUAUAAAUAUAUCAAAAUAAUUGUCAUGUGUUCAGUUAUUCAAAGUGAGGACAAAAGCAAUCUCAAAUGGGUGUUCAACAAAGAGAGUAAAUCCAAUUAGGAACAAAAGUCGGCACACCAGAGCUCCAAAAAUACUUUUUUAUUUAAAAAACUUUCACACGUCUGGUGUGCCAACUUUUGUUACU
Messenger RNA from Triplophysa dalaica, 4378 nucleotides. It is a transcript of the gene igsf5b, whose product is annotated as immunoglobulin superfamily, member 5b. The coding region runs from base 99 to 1151 and encodes 350 amino acids. The transcript has 9 exons. Gene Ontology annotation, biological process: cell-cell adhesion. The record is from RefSeq and is a predicted model, not a curated record. Lineage: Eukaryota; Metazoa; Chordata; Actinopteri; Cypriniformes; Nemacheilidae.